AUGGCGGAUCCGAAAGAGAUUACCAACAAAAAGCUUCAAGGCAAGGUCGCGAUCGUCACCGGCGGCGCCAGCGGCAUCGGCGAAGGCACCGCGCGCAAAUUCGCCUUGCACGGGGUGCGGGCUGUCGUGAUCGCGGACGUCCAGGACGAGAAAGGCCAAAACGUCGCCGCAUCGAUCGGUUCCGACCGCUCCAUCUACAUCCAUUGCGACGUGACCGACGAGGACCAGGUCAAGAGCUUGAUCGAAUCGACGGUCAGGAUUUACGGCCGCCUCGACAUCAUGUUCAGCAACGCUGGCGUCGGCAGCGCCGGCGAGCAGACCGUUUUGGAGCUGGACCUGGCCAUGUACGACAGGGUCAUGGCGGUCAACGCCCGCGGAAUGGCGGCGAGUGUGAAGCACGCGGCGAGGGCGAUGGUGGAGGGGGGCGUGAGGGGGAGCAUCGUGUGCACGGCGAGCAUGACGGCGAGCAUGGGGUCGGCGAAGUUCGCGGACUACACAAUGUCGAAGCACGCCGUUUUGGGGCUGAUGAGGUCGGCGAGUGUGCAGUUGGGCGCGUACGGGAUACGCGUCAACUGCGUGUCCCCAGGGAGCGUGACGACGCCGCUGCUGCGGUCGAGUUUUAAGGCGGGUGCGGUGGCGGAGGAGGAGGAUGUGGGGAGGUUGGUGGAGUCAAGUUUGAGGUUGAAAGUAGGGAAGACGAUCUCUGUGGAGAAUAUAGCUGACGGCGUCGUCUUUUUGGCUUCUGACGACUCUGAAUUUGUCACCGGCCAUAAUUUGGUUGUGGAUGGUGGGUUUAUUAGUAGGAUAAGCUGA
Messenger RNA from Prunus armeniaca (apricot), 813 nucleotides. The record is from the annotation of a GenBank genome assembly. NCBI's taxonomy places the organism in Eukaryota, Viridiplantae, Streptophyta, Magnoliopsida, Rosales, Rosaceae.